Molecule: messenger RNA, 1515 nt
Organism: Paramecium octaurelia
Lineage: Eukaryota; Ciliophora; Oligohymenophorea; Peniculida; Parameciidae
Source: the annotation of a GenBank genome assembly
AUGAAUACUUAAGAAAACAUUCUCCAAGGUAUGAAUUUAUUUAAAAAAACUAAGCCAUAAACUUAAAAAAAGAGAAAAGGUAUGAUGAAGCCAUUUAGGUUCUAUCUAAGUGUGAUCAGAAUGACUCAGAAGUGCUUUAUCAUAUUGGAGACAUCUAUUUAAUAUUUAAGUAUCCAAACGAAGCUCUGUAAUGCUUUGAAAAUUCACUCAUCAAAAACCCCCUUUCAGCUGUGACCAUCAAGGAUAUGGGAAGAGCCUUCAUGUUAAAAAAAGAAUACACCAAAGCUGUAAACUGCUUCCUAAAAGCAUACAAAAUAGAUUAAUAAUAAUUAGACAUAUUUAAAUUGAUCAGUAUCGUUAUACUUAUUUUUGUUAAGCCAUGUGUUACAUGGAGAAUGGCGAAUAUGAUAAAGCCUUUGUUUAUGCCAAUUAAUAAUUAGCUCGCUUUCCAAAAGAUCCAGAUUCCUAUUGUUUGAGAGGUGUUUAUAUAAAUAUAUUCAUAGGGAAAUACUAUUUAAAUACGUGCAAAUAUGAAUAAUCAAUAGACAGUCUCAAUAUAUGUCUGAAAUUGAGACCAAAAAAUGCAUAUGCCUUAGGAACUAAAGGUUUCAGAAUUUGUUAUUAUUUCCUUAGGAUAAGCAUUUAUGAUGCUUGGCAAAAUGCACGAAGGACAUCAAUGUCUUAAUGAAGCAAUCCAGAUAAAUCCAAACAUAGCAGAAUUACAUGUUGAUAUUGGAUUGCUUUUUGAAGGGAUGAGUAACAUUUACCUCGCCAUUUUAUCGUAUGAUCAAGCUCUAUAGAUCCAGCAUGACAAUCCAAUAUCGAUUUAAAGAUUAUGUAUAAAUAUUGAUAUUUCGAGACAAUCUGAAAUUGCAUCAGUAUUAAAAAUUAGACAACAAUAAAUCACCAAAAACAAAAUUGACCUAAAAUUACAAUGAAAUAAUCGCUAAGAUUCCCUAGUCUCAGUAAUAUUAUAUUGCCUUAUUUUAUACCAUAUCUAAUUUCUUGCAGGGUUAUUUAAAUGUGACUGAUAUGACCAAAUUGAAUUAUUAGAAGCAAAUUGGUUAUAUUAAGAAUCUAAUAGACAUCAAUCAUCAGUUGGGAGUGUUAUGCUCUCCGAUAUCUUCAUUCUUUAGAGGGAUUGAGUGCUAUCUAGGUAAAACUAACACUGAAAUUCAACAGUAUAUUUCUGAAUGGAUAAGCUAGAAAUACCUAAAAACCUUUAAUCUUAAAGAUUUGAAUGUCGUUCUAUCAAAUAUUGUGGGAGAGGUCGUCAUUCACAAACAUUCUCAGUGCCUAUUUAACCAAGAAAAUAACAAUCUGAAGGUUGAUCAUUUAUUGCCUAUAAUUCAAAAUAGUGAAAAUUAACUAUUCAAUAAUUAUUUAGCAAUAUAAGGAUUGCAUGAUGGUGUAAAUAUGAUUCAAAGAAUGUUAAUAUUUUGUACUCCAUUUUUGAAAACGUGGGAUGCUGAUUUUAAAUCUAUUCUAAUCAAUAUUUUAUGUUAUGAUGAGUGA